CUCUUCUCUCUAGCCAACCUAGCUACUAUCUAUCUCUUCUCCUCAUCAUAACUCCAAAAGCCAAUUUAACCAUUGGAUCGAGUUCAGUUUGAAUUCGAUCCGAUGGUUCUGAUAAAGUCUUAAGUAAACUAGUAGUCUUAGGUAAUCCAGAGGACUACUUUUUUCCUUGGUUCUUUUUUUCCCUUCAAGGCAAAACUUUGCCAUAUUGGGAAGAUACUCUUGAUCAAGUGUUUUUUUUUUAUCAAGAUGGACAAAGUAAUGAGGUUGGCAUCAGAGAAGGGUGUGGUGAUUUUUAGCAAGAGCUCAUGUUGCCUGUGCUAUGCAGUUAACAUUCUAUUUCAAGAGAUUGGGGUGAGUCCUGUGGUUCAUGAGAUUGACCAAGAUCCUGACGGCAGGGAAAUGGAGAAGGCUCUUAUGAGGCUGGGGUGCACUGCCCCCGUGCCGGCUGUGUUCAUAGGCGGAACCCUGGUGGGAUCAACCAAUGAAGUCAUGUCCCUCCACCUAAAAGGCCAACUCAUCCCAAAGCUGAAGCCUCACCAGCAGCAGACUAUGUCUUAAUUAAAACUACUCAAAUAUCAUGUUGGAAAAAAAAUAAAUUGGCUCAAAUUAGUACUGUAGUGAGCUCUGCAUGCAAGGUCUAUGUAG
Molecule: messenger RNA, 645 nt
Organism: Prunus dulcis (almond)
Lineage: Eukaryota; Viridiplantae; Streptophyta; Magnoliopsida; Rosales; Rosaceae
Product: monothiol glutaredoxin-S11-like
Exons: 1
Coding region: 247-558 (103 amino acids)
Cellular component (GO): cytoplasm; nucleus
Source: RefSeq, a predicted model, not a curated record